Messenger RNA from Habropoda laboriosa, 1483 nucleotides. RefSeq lists its product as uncharacterized. The annotation marks the transcript as partial. The record is from RefSeq and is a predicted model, not a curated record. The transcript is spliced from 2 exons. Lineage: Eukaryota; Metazoa; Arthropoda; Insecta; Hymenoptera; Apidae.
GAAGUGCAACGCGAAACAUCACACGUUGCUGCAAGAAGAUUCGCGGCCCAGUGCAAGUACCGCACAGGCAAACGUAGCUAGCUUAUCCGCGCAAACAGCAGCAAACGGUCUACUAUCAACCGCGAUAGUAGACGUCACCGACAAAUUCGGUCGUACACAUUCGUGCAGAGCUUUGAUCGAUCCGGGUUCGCAGUCUCACUUUCUGAGUAAACCUUUAGCUCAAAAGUUGCAGCUCGAUCGAAAAGAAGUAAACGUGCCGGUACAGGGUAUACACAGUAUGAGGAAGCUGAUACCAGAAUCUGUAACCAUCACGGUACAAUCGCGACGUACAGAUUUCACGAUAAACAUAGAUUGCCUAGUGUUAGACUCUCUAAACCACAUUUUACCAGCUCGAUACAUCAACAGAAAAAACCUCGAAAUUCCGAAAACUAUCAAACUCGCAGAUCCACGAUUUCAUAAACCAGGUCCAAUUGAUUUAAUAAUAGGCGCGGAAAUUUACCACGAAUUUAUUUCAGCAGGUAAAAUUUCACUCGCGAACAAUUCCGGCGCCUUAUUAAAGACAAAAUUCGGGUGGAUAAUCAUUGGCAGAAUGCACGACGGAUUUCCUCACGGUACCAUCUGCAAUUUAUCCACUCACGCGCUCGAUCAAACAAUUAAAAAAUUCUGGGAGAUCGAGGAAGCUCCCACGAAGAAACUGUUUUCGGACGAAGAAUCCGCGGCUGAAAACCAUUAUAAACAGCACACGCGACGCGAUUCCGAUUCCGGAAAAUACAUUGUUAGUCUUCCCUUUAAGGAAGAACACGCACUUGGCGAUUCAUACGCAACCGCUCUCAAACGAUUUUACUCACUCGAGAAAAACCUCGCGAAAAACACGGACCGCAAGCAGCUAUACGUUGAUUUCAUGAACGAGUAUGCUGUCUUGGGUCAUAUGUCCGAACAACAACACGACAAUAAACGUGAGAGCUAUUAUCUGCCGCAUCACGCAGUAUUCAAGGAGAGUAGCCUCACUACGAAGCUCCGCGUUGUUUUCGACGGUUCGGCGCGCACAGCUUCAGGAAAAUCGUUAAACGACACGCUCAUGGUUGGCCCCACAAUACAAGACGAUCUUUUCGCGUUAAUAAUUCGCUUUCGCUCGCACACAUACGUCUUAACCGCGGACAUCACCAAAACGUACCGACAGACGUGGAUUCAUCCAGACGAUCGCCAAUGUCAAAAGAUAUUGUGGCGAGAUGAUCCAAUCAAACCCAUCAAGACCGACACACUCAACACAGUGACAUACGGAACAUCCGCGGCACCGUUUCUGGCGAUACACUCGCUUCAUCAAUUAGCCGAUGACGAGGCGUCUCUAUUUCCGAAGGGAGCAGCCAUAAUGAAAGCAGAUCUUUACGUCGACGACUUAUUAACUGGAGCACGAUUAAUAGGACCAGUAAUAGUAUGGGCGAAACUUCUGAUGCAACGACUGUGGCAAUUACGCGUGGAUUAG